CAUUUUAUUUUGUAUUUACCAUCGUUAUAAGUAUUGAACUGUUUAUGCAGGGACGGGGCCCUACAUUUUUUCGAUACGGAUAUGAACAACAUGAAAGCUAGAGGGAAGGAUUGUUGGUACAAAUGGCGUCGGCUGAUAGAGGGGAGGAAGUCGGUAGUAUCGCGCCGGCUGCGCAAGAGCAGCCUCUGAGGCAGAUUUUCCAAUAAUGAACAACCCGUGGUAACUGUCAGUCUGCUCGUGGUGCAUUUCGUUGACUCUUGCUGCGCACAGUGUGUCCCGGCGUGUGUUAAAAUGUGCUGUACGAUUUAUUAAAUAUCCUACCGAACGCGGAUUACUCGAAGAACAAUUGGGAUCCUGCUCUGAAAUAGGUGCGCGCGGAAUCAAUAAACACGCGAUGGAGAGAAGAAAGUGAUCCGAAAAAUCGCAGCGGAAGCCUCCACCGUUCCCGACCCGGAGAGUUCACGUGAUGAUGGAGACUUUCCUCGACGGCCGCGUCAGUAUAGAAGCCGCGUAGGAAACAGGAUCGUAAAACGGGAACCCCGGGCGUCGUGAUACGGAUCCAAGAUGGGCAAGUGUUGCAGCAAGCGGCAAGAGUCACAGCCCCUCGGUUACAAGAAGGCGGACACAGGGCUAAGCUCUAAACACAGCAAUGGAGGCUCCUUGGACCGUUACACUGCCGACCCGAAUCAAAGGGGUGUGCAAGCAAGGGCGGACAUCAUCCGGCCGAGGCCGACACCUUGUAAGCUACAGAUACCGCACCAACCCCGUAAAACAAGCUCGCCUGUCGUUAUGCCUGCAUCGCAUUCACAGAGGUCGAACAAGAUCGUGGUGGCCCUGUACAAUUACACCGCGCGCGAGAGCACCGACGUCAGCUUCGUGAAGGGCGACCGAAUGGAAGUAUUGGACGACUCGGAGCCCGACUGGUGGAAAGUUUUGCACUUGACAACUUUACAAGAGGGUCUGAUUCCCUGGAACUUCGUCGCUGUCGAGCGUUCGGUGGAGAGCGAAGACUGGUUUUUCGAGAACGUCUCGCGCAAGGAGGCAGGCAAGCUGUUGCUGGUCGACGAGAACCCUCGCGGAACGUUCCUGGUGAGACCGAGCGAGCACAAUCCAAGAGGCUACAGUUUGUCCGUGAAAGACUGGGAGGAGGGGAGGGGCCAUCACGUGAAACACUAUAAAAUUAAACCACUGGACAAUGGAGGCUUCUUUAUCGCCACCAACCAGACAUUCCCUACUCUGCCGGCCCUUGUUAUGGCGUAUAGCAAAAAUGCGUUGGGUCUUUGUCACGUGCUCUCGAAACCGUGUCCGAAGCCCCAGCCAGACAUGUGGGACCUCGGGCCAGAGCUACGCGACAAGUGGGAGAUCAACAGGAACGAGAUACAGCUGAUCCGCAAGCUGGGCCACGGUAACUUCGGCGAGGUGUACUACGGCAAGUGGAGGAACAAAAUCGAAGUGGCUGUGAAAACGUUGCGACCCGGGACCAUGUCGACUGAAGCAUUCCUACAGGAGGCCGCCAUCAUGAAGCAGUUCCGGCAUAGACACCUGGUGGCGUUGUACGCUAUCUGCUCCAAAGAGGAGCCGAUCUACAUUGUGCAGGAGUACAUGUGCAACGGGAGCCUGCUGGACUUCCUCAGGACCGGGGACGGCAAGUACAUGCAGUUCGAGGAUCUGAUCUAUAUCGCGGCCCAGGUCGCGUCCGGCAUGGAACACUUGGAGAGCAAACAGCUGAUACACAGAGAUCUCGCAGCGAGGAACGUGCUCAUAGGCGAAAAGAACAAGGCAAAGAUUUGCGAUUUUGGACUCGCCAGGGCGAUCGAGGACGACGAGUACUGUCCCAAGCAAGGUAGCAGGUUCCCCGUCAGGUGGACGGCACCUGAAGCCAUCGUCUACGGCAGAUUCAGCAUCAAGAGCGAUGUUUGGUCCUAUGGUAUCUUGCUGAUGGAGCUCUUCACUUAUGGCCAAGUUCCUUAUCCUGGUAUGCAGGGUCGCGAGGUAAUAGAACAGAUAAACAAGGGCUACCGAAUGCCGAAACCACUGAAUCACCUGCUGCCGGACAGCAUUUAUCGAUUGAUGUUGCAAUGCUGGGACGCCAGCCCGGAGAAGCGGCCCACGUUCGAGUUCCUGAAUCACUAUUUCGAGUCAUUUAACGUCACUAGCGAAAUACCGUAUCUCGAGCCGCCAAUGGACUGAUACACAGCUCACAUGCAGAGUCACCUGAUGCCGCACGGUCAUUUCCACCCAGCGCACAUUAACUGUGCCAUGGAGUUUUAUG
Molecule: messenger RNA, 2272 nt
Organism: Nomia melanderi (Alkali bee)
Lineage: Eukaryota; Metazoa; Arthropoda; Insecta; Hymenoptera; Halictidae
Gene: Src64B
Product: Tyrosine-protein kinase Src64B
Biological process (GO): protein phosphorylation
Molecular function (GO): protein tyrosine kinase activity; ATP binding; protein binding
Source: RefSeq, a predicted model, not a curated record